Trametes versicolor FP-101664 SS1 is the source of this 1158-nucleotide messenger RNA. RefSeq lists its product as uncharacterized. NCBI's taxonomy places the organism in Eukaryota, Fungi, Basidiomycota, Agaricomycetes, Polyporales, Polyporaceae. The transcript has 13 exons. Bases 1 to 1158 code for a protein of 385 amino acids. The record is from RefSeq and is a predicted model, not a curated record.
AUGUCCUCCGACGCCGACGCCGCUGCUCAGCUCGUCCUGCUCUACCAGGCUGCAGAUUCGAAUUUGUAUUGGACCAGCUGUGCUUUCGCACUCCUGUUCUACGACUACAUCCUCACGUUCCGCCAUGAAGUCCGCUUUGUGUGGGGUCGUAAAUUCUCGGCCGCGGCGGCGUUAUUCCUUGUCAAUCGAUACUUCAUCAUCCUGCUCUAUCUCGUGGAUAUCGUUACACUAUUCCCAAUAUCAACGAAGACAUGUCCGGGAAUUGGACGCUUCAUCACCGUGCUCGAAGUCAUUCCAUACAUUAUAUGGUCCACUUUCUCUGCCCUCCGAGCAUAUGCGCUCAGCAGCCGCACCACUUUAAUAGGCAUCGUUGUCUUCAUCCUCUCGCUGGUGCCUGCAGGAGUGAACGCUUAUUUUUUCUCCACGUUCGUCUUCAUCAAUCUCGACCCGCCGUCAAAUUGCACCGCGCUGUCGGAUAUAACUCCCGAGCUGAGCAAAACUUUGACGAUUGUAUCGCGUGCGACGCUGAUGGCCGCAGACGUCCUGGUUAUCGCGGUCACAUGGGCGAAUACCUACCGUCUCAGGAAGGCGUCGCACGACGCGAGGGUUGACGGGUCCUUCAGCGGACUCUUACUUCGUGAUGGAACGAUCUACUUCGUCGUGCUCAUUGCUAUGAACGUCGUGCACAUGACGCUUAACACGGUGAAGCCCAACAAUAUCGUGCAGCAGGCCAGCUAUGUGACGAUCCUCGAGAACCCCAUCACUUCCAUCCUCAUCUCACGCUUCAUCCUCAACCUCCGUGCGGUCGACCAUCGCGGCGUCGAAGGCGGGGACGCGUCCGACACACUCCUCAGCAGCCCCCAUCCCCGAGGCGCGGCAUCGACGAUGCGCUUCGUGAGCGUAGCAAGCACCCUAAAGGUGCUCGGGGCAUCGCUGGGAGACGAGCUUGAUGAGGAGGCGAUCGCGGUAGGAGGGGGUGAGGAUGCAGCGAGGGUCAAAUGCAGUUUGGACCCUGAGAAGGCUCACGUUGGUGAGAGUGAGACGACUGAGGCAUUGCGGGAGGCUCGCCCGCCAUCCCUAACAGCGCAAAGUCUGAAGGCGCGAGAUCAGGGUCCUGCGCCGAGACUAUUCGCGGAGGCGGGGCCUUCUACGGUCUAA